Molecule: messenger RNA, 2340 nt
Organism: Carcharodon carcharias (great white shark)
Lineage: Eukaryota; Metazoa; Chordata; Chondrichthyes; Lamniformes; Lamnidae
Gene: g6pd
Product: glucose-6-phosphate dehydrogenase
Exons: 6
Coding region: 4-774 (256 amino acids)
Biological process (GO): glucose metabolic process; pentose-phosphate shunt, oxidative branch
Cellular component (GO): cytosol
Molecular function (GO): glucose-6-phosphate dehydrogenase activity; NADP binding
Source: RefSeq, a predicted model, not a curated record
GUGAUGCAGAAUCACAUGAUGCAAAUGUUGUGUCUGGUAGCCAUGGAAAAACCAGCCUCCACCAACUCAGAUGAUGUGCGGGAUGAGAAGGUGAAGGUGCUGAAGUGUGUUCCGGAGGUCCAGGUGGAGGAUGUGGUCCUCGGACAGUACGUGGGGGAUCCAAAGGGUCAAGGCGAGGCCAAGAAGGGUUACCUGGAUGACCAGACUGUUCCCAAGGGCUCAGUCACUCCCACGUAUGCUGCAGCUGUGCUUUAUGUUCAAAAUGAGCGGUGGGACGGGGUCCCUUUCGUGAUGCGCUGCGGGAAGGCUUUGAACGAGCGCAAGGCCGAGGUGAGGCUGCAGUUCCGGGACGUUCCGGGUGAUAUCUUUCAGAGCCAGUGCAAACGCAACGAGCUGGUGAUUCGGGUCCAACCCAACGAAGCCAUCUACACCAAAAUGAUGACCAAGAAGCCUGGCAUGUUCUUCAAUCCCGAGGAGUCGGAGCUCGACCUGACCUAUGGCAGCCGAUACAAGGAUGUCAAGUUACCCGAUGCCUAUGAGCGUCUGAUUCUGGAUGUUUUCUGCGGGAGUCAGAUGCACUUUGUCCGAAGUGAUGAACUCCGGGAAGCUUGGAGGAUUUUUACUCCCCUCCUGCACAGACUGGAAUGUUCGAUGGUUCGGCCAGUACCCUAUGUAUAUGGGAGCCGCGGACCCCCCGAGGCGGACGACUUGCUGAAGAAGGUGGGCUUCCGCUACGAGGGGACCUACAAGUGGGUGAACCCCCACAAGCUGUGAGCUGGGCUCAGGACGGGUCCGGCGCCGGCAAUGGGGGGGCGGGUGGGGGGUGGGGUGGACAGCACUCCACUCCAAACACCCCCCAUAAACCCCCCCACCCCCCCCACCUCGCAGCCCACCACCCGCCGGAACUCUGGGAUCAAAGAGGGACCACGUCUGAGACUGACUCCCAGUGGACCACAACUGCUCGGACAUACUUCCUGCCUGCCCUGACCUGUCCUGUCCUGUCCUGUGUCGCUUGCUCAACUUUCUGACUGGAAAUAAGGGGCGGAGGGGGUGCUGCUCGUUUCGGACCCACCCACCCCCCCAACUCGCUGCUUUUAUAAUGUGGACCAUCGCCAAGUUCUCACCAGGAGAUCUUUCCUCUUAGCGACUAGCCGAGGGUUGGGGGAAAACCCUUCAAACGAUUUGUGACUCUCUGUCUUGUUGUCCCUGUGCCUCAGCGAUUCCCUGAGGGCAGAUCGUCAGUGCAAGAGGUCAAACGUUGCCGUUUCACCUCUGGCCUAUCCCAAAACACUGCGUGCAUGAGCGCACAGCACUGACCCUAACCCCCACGCUGUACCUGUCCUGGGAGUGUUUGAUGGGGACAGUGUAGAGAGAGCUUUACUCUGUAUCUAACCCCGUGCUGUACCUGCCCUGGGAGUGUUUGAUGGGGACGGUGUGGAGGGUGUUUGAUGGGGAGGGUGUGGAGGGUGUUUGAUGGGGAGGGUGUGGAGGGUGCCUGAAUUGGGAAGUGUUCUCCUCUGCUGCACUGACGAGUAUCUGUUUGUGUUUAAAGGGCUGUGUUGCUGUGUGUGUGCGGGUGCCUGUGUUCUGGUUAAAGGACCUCCUCCUGGGCUGGUGUAAAGUCAGUACUUCCCCUAUCAUUCCCCACAGUUGGGGAAGCUGAUAGCCCCCCAUUCUCCCCCCAGCUCCUCGACCCGCAGCCUGUGCUGGAUUGUGACAGUCCGAGACCCCCCCCCUCCUCUCCGUUCUCACGUGCCGGCUUCACCUGACGCAGCUCCCUUCCCCCGAACCCACCCACCCAAUGGUGCUGUCGACUGUCUGUCAGAUGAUGAGACGGUGGGAUUAAGGGAGGUGGUCUCACCUUCCCAAAUUUGGCACUCCAAACCCCCUCCUCCCCUGCUCUGCCUCCAUCCCCAUUACAGAGGGGUCCCACUGAGCACGGUUUUGGGGACGGCGGGGGGGGGUGGUGUGGGGGUGUGCUGUGGGUCAUAACGCAGCAGCAAGAUGUCCUACCCACCCAGGAGGGGUCAGCUCCCCUCCCAACGCCUUCGCCGCUGCAAAAUCGGGGAUCUUCUCUCUUCCCCCACCCACCCAGUCUCCCUUGCUCCAUAACAAGGCACUCCUGCGGUAAGGCUCCUGCGUAAACCUGGACACUCCUCACAUGACCUCUCCCUCUGUCCCCCUUCCACUCUCAGAUGAACAAGGGGGUGCCCUGGAGGGGUCUGCACAUAUCGGGGAAGGGGAGAGCCAGGAUUUGUCUGUAUGCUGAGACUAAUCUCUUUUUUUUUUUACCUGUACUAGUUCCGUGAGGAUUAGUUGCAAUAAAAUUGUCAAAAUCCA